Molecule: messenger RNA, 2034 nt
Organism: Agrilus planipennis (emerald ash borer)
Lineage: Eukaryota; Metazoa; Arthropoda; Insecta; Coleoptera; Buprestidae
Exons: 2
Coding region: 1-2034 (677 amino acids)
Biological process (GO): proteolysis
Molecular function (GO): nucleic acid binding; zinc ion binding; aspartic-type endopeptidase activity
Source: RefSeq, a predicted model, not a curated record
AUGGCGACAUCGGCAACAAGUGUAGGAAUUUCAGUAAAUUUUGAGAAACUCGGUGGAAUAUCAAAUUAUGGAAAUUGGAAAUUCUUAAUGCGUAUGCACUUGGUACAUGAAGAUUUAUGGGACUGCAUCGAAGAGUCUACAGCGGGUGUCCCCAAGGUCACCGAUGAACGCAAACAACUGAAAGCUCUCGCAAAAAUAUGUUUAAUGGUGCAGUCGGCGUCUUUCUCUCAUGUACGAAACGCAGCGACUGGGUAUGAAGCCUGGCGGAACUUAGAAACGGCGUAUGAAGACAAAGGGUUGUGUAGAAGACUCGGACUUUUACGUACAUUGUUUGGAUUGAAAUUGGAACAAUUUAAUGAUAUGGAAGCGUACAUCUUGAAGAUCACAGAAUUGGAUCAACAACUACGAGACACAANUGAAAAAGGCUGUUUCAAAAACACCAUGGUUGGCCAGCAAGAUAUUGAAAAGAUGAAGGUGGAAGAAUUACGUGAAAAGUUGGAAGAACUAGGUCUUUCUGUGGAUGGGACAAAGGCAAUAUUGCGUCAUCGGUUACGUGAGGCUUUACAUGAGAACAAUGAUACAUCCGAAAAUGAUUCAAGUGAAGAUGAUGAAGAUACCGUCAACCAACAAAAUAAAAGAAGGUCACGCGAUAAAGUUCUAUUGACUUUUCGCGAUGUAGAAGAGUCGCUGGAAAAAUUUAGCGGUGAUAAAAAAUUAAAUGUUGAGAGAUGGCUUGAAGAUUUCGAAGAGAUGGCAAACUUAUGUGAGUGGAAAGACAUGCAGAAAGUAGCAUAUGCAAAAAGAUUGCUUACUGGUUCUGCAAAGUUAUUUGUAAGGUACGAGAAGUGUGCAAAAAAUUGGGCAAUGUUGAAAAAUGCAUUGACAGCAGAGUUUAAAGAAGUAAUCGACAGCUAUGAAGUUCAUCGUCAGUUAGUGGGCAGAAAAAAACAGCUGGACGAAACAUUUCAGGAGUACACAUACAAAAUGCUUGAUAUCGCAAGCCAGGCGGACAUAGAUGUACGUACAGUUAUUAAGUAUAUUAUCGAGGGUAUUCCUGAUGAUCCUGUAAAUAAAAGUAUUUUGUAUGGUGCAAAAACAGUGCGCGAACUUAAAGAAAAAUUCAUGCAAUAUGAAUGCAUGAAAAGUGAAAUGACAAAAGUAAAAAAUAGUUAUAAAGACGAUAGUAAAUUUAGACGAGGUAGUGAUAAAAAUAUGAAGAUAAUUAGACAUGAUAAAAAAGUGAAAAGAUGUCAUAUUUGUGGUGCGUUAGAACAUUUAAGUGCUGAUUGUCCCAAUAAAGGAAAAGGUGUGAAAUGUUUUAAGUGCAAUGACUACGGUCAUAUAGCGUCGAAGUGUCAAGGAACAGCAUCGAACAGCAAAUCAAAGGAAACCAACAGCAUUACACAAGCAGCUAAGAAGAAACUCGUCAAAGAAGUUGUAGUUAAGGACAAUAAGCUUACAGCCCUAAUAGACACUGGAAGCGAUUUGACUCUUAUGCGGACAGAUGAGUAUGUAAAAAUAGGUUCACCCGCAUUAUCGCGAAAUAGUAUUAAGUUUGAUGGUAUAGGGUCAACAGGUAAUGAAACUCUUGGCGAAUUUGUUACUGACGUAAAAAUCGAUAAUGUUAGUUACUGUAUGAAAUUUCAUGUCGUUCCAGGUAAAAUAUUGAAAUAUGAUAUAUUAAUGGGGACUGAUUUUCUAAAUCAAGUUAAUCUUACAGUCAAAGCAGGUAGAAUAGAAAUAUCAAAGGUUGCCGAUACAGGUAUAAAUAACGACGACAUUCCCGAAAUUUUGUGUAUCAACGCUAUUGAAAAUUCUAAUGAUGUCGAUUUAUCUUAUAUAACGAAUACUGACCAUCGUAAUACCGUAAUAGAAAUGAUCGAGAAUUAUAAGCCUGAAAAAAUUAGUGAAGUUGGUAUAAAAAUGAAAUUAAUAUUAAAAGACGAAGUUCCGGUUUAUUCCCGACCGCGUCGUNUCAGCAUUUGUGUUGUUUUUCCCUUUGCGAUAAAUUAUGUUAUAGUCAUGUUCUUCUAA